UCUCGAUGUCAUUUAAGGAAAAUUUUCAUCCAAAAUUACUCCAUUCUCGUCUCGAUUUCCGGCUGAAAUUAUAACUCAGAGCUUUCCAGUUUGAAAUGCCCGUCGGGCGGCCUAAUCCCAAUCUCCUUAUGUAAAUGCGUUACCUUCGUCAUUGCAUCGGCGAGAAGUGAAAUGGUUUUGGCGAAGAGAAGAUUUCGGUUGCUGCUAUAAAUGAGGUGUUUUCCCUGUUUCAGCCCUCGCCGGAGGGGAAUCGACGGUAGGAUUGAAGACGCCCCUCGCUCCGAUUCUACUUCGGGAGUAGCGGUCGAUGCUUCUUCAGGGAAUGAGAAGAAUGCGUCAUAUCAAGAGAGCGGGAGGAGAGAAUCCGCGAAAAAGUUCGCCUUUAAGGAUCUCGCCAUGGCCUGCCAGAACUUUCAAAAGACCAGUGUAAUCGGUGAAGGGGGUUUCGGUAGGGUUUACAAAGGGCGACUUGAUACAGGCCAGAUGGUGGCCAUCAAGCAGCUUGACCAUGACGGUGCGCAGGGAAGUAAAGAAUUCCUGGUGGAGGUUCUGAUGCUGGUGGUGUUGCGGCAUCCGAACCUUGUGAGUUUGGUAGGGUAUUGUGCUGAGGGAGGUGAGCGACUGUUAGUUUACGAGUACAUGCCUAAAGGAAGCUUGGAGGAUCACUUAUUCAAUGUAUCACCAGAGAGACCACCUCUCGACUGGAAUGCGCGAAUGAAGAUUGCUCUUGGAGUUGCAAAAGGGCUCACAUACUUGCAUAAUGUUGCAAACCCACCUGUUAUUUACCGAGACAUGAAGGCUGCAAAUAUAUUGUUGGAUAACGACUUCAACCCGAAGCUCUCUGAUUUUGGGCUUGCAAAACUAGGACCCGUUGGCGACGAUACACAUGUUUCGACAAGAGUAAUGGGAACAUACGGCUACUGUGCCCCUGACUAUGCCAUGACUGGUAAGCUCACUCUGAAAUCUGAUGUUUACAGUUUCGGUGUGCUGCUUCUGGAGCUGAUAACAGGACGACGAGCUUUUGACCCUUUGAGGCCUUAUGCACAGCGGAACUUGACACUUUGGGUGCAUCCCUUUCUCAACCACAGGAAGACAAUUUUGCGGCUGGCUGAUCCAUAUCUCCGACACUGCUUUCCUCCACAGGCAUUCCAACAGUUGGUUUACAUAAGCUCAAUGUGUCUGAAGGAGCAGGCUCAUGUUCGGCCGACCAUGACCGAUGUUGUGGCUACCCUAGACGUUGUAGCAUCCCAGCCUUAUGCUCCGGAACCUGCCUUCAUGUUCACAGACAGAGCUCCAUCUUUGAAUCUAAGACAAAAGGGCUAACAAAGACCAAUCACGAGGUAAAAAAGGAUGAUUCCAUAUAGAAGAAUUGUUUGUAGAUUGGACAAUGAAAUAAAACAAAUAUUUAUCAUUAAAUUACUGGCAGUAUUCACCUCUACCAAAUUCAAGAUGUUAAAAUGUCCCACGGAGCAUGGUUUAAAUACAUUUCUUGUAGAGUUUUA
Messenger RNA from Zingiber officinale, 1502 nucleotides. RefSeq names its product probable serine/threonine-protein kinase PBL21. Gene Ontology annotation, molecular function: protein kinase activity; ATP binding. The transcript is spliced from 5 exons. Gene Ontology annotation, biological process: protein phosphorylation. Bases 211 to 1323 code for a protein of 370 amino acids. The record is from RefSeq and is a predicted model, not a curated record. NCBI's taxonomy places the organism in Eukaryota, Viridiplantae, Streptophyta, Magnoliopsida, Zingiberales, Zingiberaceae.